Molecule: messenger RNA, 1334 nt
Organism: Juglans regia (Persian walnut)
Lineage: Eukaryota; Viridiplantae; Streptophyta; Magnoliopsida; Fagales; Juglandaceae
Product: glycosyltransferase BC10-like
Exons: 2
Coding region: 65-1303 (412 amino acids)
Cellular component (GO): membrane
Molecular function (GO): glycosyltransferase activity
Source: RefSeq, a predicted model, not a curated record
UUCGUCAAGCUUACCAUUCUCUCUCUCUCUCUCUCUCUCUGUUCUGUCUUUCUAUCUUCUCACCAUGAAGAACAAACUGCAACAAGGGUCAGCAAUGUCAUCCCCAAAACUGCUCCUCAAUGCCCAAAUGCACGUCCACAGCCUCAUCUUCUAUUUUCUUCUCUUCUGCUCCGGCUUAGCCCUUGGCCUCACACUCAGUUUCUAUCUCAGAGAUUUCUCCUUCAACUUGCAUCUCAACCAACUCCUCAUACCAACCCUUAAAUCAUCAUCAUCAUUAUCACCACCACCAUUAUCAUCAUCGCCACCAUGCCCUCCAACUUUUCUUUCAUUCAAAACUACUGCAGCAAAGAUUAAUAAUAAUCACAGCCGAGUUGGGUUAACAGAGUUCUUGAAACCACCCCAUGUCAUGCACGAUAUGGAAGACGAAGAGUUACUGUGGAGAGCUUCAAUGGUUCCUAGAAUUCAUGAUUUCCCAUUCAAACGCACCCCAAAAGUUGCAUUCAUGUUUCUGACUAAAGGGCCUGUGCUGUUGGCUCCACUCUGGGAGAUGUUCUUCAAAGGGCAUGAAGGUCUGUAUUCUGUUUAUGUGCACCCAAAUCCAUCUUUCAAUGGAACAGUGCCCCAAAGUUCGGUUUUCCAUGGCCGGAGGAUCCCAAGCAAGGCCGUGAGAUGGGGGGAGUUUAACAUGGUGGAAGCGGAGCGCCGCCUGCUAGCGAAUGCGUUGCUUGACAUGUCGAACCAACGUUUCGUCCUCCUCUCGGAGUCGUGCAUUCCUUUGUUCAAUUUUUCUACGGUAUACAAUUAUCUAAUGGGCUCGAUGGAAAAUUUUGUGGAGGCCUAUGAUCUACCGAGCAAAGUGGGCCGAGGCCGAUAUAGUCCGAAAAUGAAGCCCACAAUUAAGCUUUCGCAAUGGAGGAAAGGGUCCCAGUGGUUCGAGAUGGACCGUGAGCUUGCCAUUGAAGUAAUUUCAGACAAAAGAUAUUUCCCAAUAUUUGAAAAACAUUGCAAGAACUCAUGUUAUUCGGAUGAGCACUACUUGCCAACAUUAGUUAGUAUCCAAUUUUGGAGGAGGAAUUCAAAUAGGACGUUGACUUGGGUUGACUGGUCAAAGGGUGGACCCCAUCCAUCUAGGUAUCUAAGAACAGAUGUCACCAUUGAUUUUUUGAAGAGGUUAAGGAGUGGUAGCCAAUGUAAGUACAAUGGAAAGAGCACAGAUAUUUGCUAUUUGUUUGCAAGGAAGUUCUCUCUCCAUGCUUUGGAUAGGUUGUUGAGGUUUGCUCCAAAGCUUAUGCAUUUCAAUUGAUAUCUUUGAUGUUGAACAUUCAUUCAAUAUA